AAUGAAGAAAAAAUAAUUGGGAAGUUAACCUGCGGAAGCAAAGUUGCUUAGGCGAUUUCCAUUGACACGUAGUUGCGCUGCGAAGAAUCCAUGGAAAUGAUAAGCAACAAGCUUUUCUUCUUUUCAACGCUGUUUCUUCUCUACGCAUUUACCAACGCCACCGACAUUAAAUUUUGCGAUAAGAAAGGUGUCUAUGAUGUUGAUGUCAAAGGAGUGGAAAUAUCCCCUGAUCCCAUCGUAAGAGGCCAGCCUGCUACGUUCAGCAUCGCUGCAACUGCAGAUAAAGCAUUAUCUGGAGGAAAGCUAGUGAUUGAAGUGUCUUAUUUUGGAUGGCACAUACACAGUGAGACCCAUGACCUUUGUGGAGAAACUACUUGCCCUGUUUCAGUUGGUGAUUUCGUCAUUGCUCAUUCACAAGUUUUACCUGGAUUCACUCCACCUGGUUCAUACACUUUGAAGAUGAAGAUGUUUGAUGGAAACCAGCAUGAGUUAACUUGCAUUACAUUUGGUUUUAAUAUUGGGCUUGGUUCUUCUGUGGCUGAUAGUUAAUAUACAUUGGUCGUUGAAUUCUAUGCUCAGAUACAGAUCUAUAUAAAAUAUUUGUACAAACUGCAAACUACCCUUGUAUUAUCAAAUCCUUCUUCUAUAAUCCAAUAGGACCAGUAUCUGGAUUAAGAAUCAGAAAAAUGUCUUGGUACUUUCUGGGAUUAGAAAACACAAAAUAUCUGCUUCAUUAUUUAUUUUCCAAUCUCCUGGCUACACACGGAAGGUAGAUCAUUGUGUAAUGUUAUCUAUUUAUUUUGACUAUGCUCUGAGGGUGUUAUCAUGAUGUAAUAAUAUAUCCGUCCUUAAAUGUAAAA
Molecule: messenger RNA, 860 nt
Organism: Cajanus cajan (pigeon pea)
Lineage: Eukaryota; Viridiplantae; Streptophyta; Magnoliopsida; Fabales; Fabaceae
Product: MD-2-related lipid recognition domain-containing protein / ML domain-containing protein
Biological process (GO): intracellular sterol transport
Molecular function (GO): sterol binding
Source: RefSeq, a predicted model, not a curated record